AUGUCCUCCACAACAAGGUCUGAUUCGGCGUUCUCUGCUUGUUUGCAGGGGAUAAGAGCUAAAGUCUGUGCGGUGUGUGGUGAUGUCGACGCUGAGUCGUCAACUGAUGACGAAAACUGGUCUCGGAGACUGCAGAAGCGAACCCUGUCAGCUGGAUAUUAUGACUUACUUAGGUAGUGAAGCUAGGACUACAACAAGGAGCAAUCACACGACACAUGAGGACUACGAGUAUGAAACAAAAUGGAGCAUCAUCUGCUCACACCUUUAGUGGUGUAAUUGUCUCAACACAAACAAUAUGUUCGUCGUUUUCAUCCCCUGCUUACUCUGUGAAUGCUCCGAGACCUCCUAGGCUUAGAAUGAAACUUCGACUUCUAAGACCACCAACAACGUCUCUCCGAAUGGAACUCUUCAUCACAAGGGGCAAAUAACUCUGCUCAGGGAAAAGAGCCACUGGGUGAAGGAGAGGCCUUCAACAUACAUGAUUUGAUGAUAAAGUCUGAUGAACCAGGGUCGGAGGAGUUGUCUCCAAGAGAAAAAUUGAGAUUAUGACUAUGUUGUUUUUUGUUUUUUGUGCUAGAGUAGACACACACUGGCAGUUUAGUUACACCUCGGAGAAUUUGACCGAAUUGGUACUGAGCAACGAUGAUCUACUUCGUGUUCAUCUUGUUUAACAAGUGGCUCACUUUUACUUCUACGGAAAUCGGGUCGCUACGGAACCAGGCAGCUCUGAGUCGCUACGUGGUUCGAAUGGGUGAGUGACUGCUUCAUCUUCAUCUGGUUCUAAAUAACGACAAGUAACGAGUUUGCUUAGGAUAUUUUUAACAACCACGAGUCCCUCCUCCACUGCCAUGUCUUCCAAAAUUCUCUUGAUUUCUUCUUCUAACCAAAGCACUACAGAAAAAGCCGCCACCCAAACCGGUAUUUCACCAGAAUCAUGAGAACAGCGAUAGGCGCAUCCCUUGGUCGGAAAUUGUACGUCAUAACACGCGUAAAGACUUGUGGAUGGUCCUUGGAGGCUGCGUCUACGAUUGCACUGCUUACAUUAUGGCGAUAUAUCCUUACAUUCUAGCAUGGAUCUAUUUGACUUUGUGGCUCCGCUUUUCGCGCGGUGAGUUCACCCGUGCAUCACGCGCGUGAUCAAUUAGAUUCAGAAGAGGCCCCCCCACUGAUCUAGCGUUUCCUGUGUUUGAUUCAUAGGGCUUAGCUUUGUUCUUUUUUUUGUUACCUGUGUCUACAAUUUCCCGCUAUAGUUCCAUUUAAUUACCCAGCGGGAAGCCUGAAGCACGACGGCCAGGCACUAAAAUCACACAAACGGCCCUCCUGGGGUACUUACAUCGGAUAGUGCCCAUCAUGGUUGCUACAUACACUCAGUAGGUCUUUCCCAGCCGUGGCGCUUAAUCGUUUGCGUAGUCUAGCACGAUAUUUGACCCCCCGCAAGCCUCUAAUCCCUUGGCGACACAUCCAGGAGGAAAAGGGAAUAUCUUGCAGUGUGCUGGCAAAGACGGCACCGAUUACGGGUAACGGGAACUCAUCUCUCACACCAUCUUUUAGCACCAGAUUCUCUCACACCAUCUCUCACACCAUCCUAGAAGAUUUAAAUUUCUCAAAGAUGUGAUGUUGGUACCUCUAAACCGAGUUGUAUAUGAAAGCACAUGCCUGGGUCUCGUAUCCGACUUUGCUGGAUAAAGUCUUCCUAGGAAGGGUCGAAGAAGGCGUGAAACCUCCAGCAGAGACUGCUAAGAGGGAACUAUAACAACAUUAAGGGUAGGUUAAAGGCGUUCAUGCGCUGCUUGUUUUGCCGCUCUUACGGGAGAGAGGCAUAACAAACGGGGGAAGCGAACACCAAAAACCUACCUCAAACAACAAACUAAUAGAUACCUCUCUACUUAGUUGCUAGACUUAGGUGCUCCACUACUACUACUUACUAAUAUUAGGACUGAGUCAUUUCUACCUACUUAUCGGAUUUCCUUCUCAAGUGUAAAUGCAUCCAUUCUGCUGGUGAACAAUUUGGUACAACAAACUUUUUACUGUAAAUUUUCUAUCGGGCGGUGGAACCUGCUGUACAGUCGUCACUAACACUAGAGAAGUCGUACAGAUUUACUUUCUAUUAACAAAAGUGAAGUAGAGCUGACACUUCUGUUGAGAGUCAAGUUCUAAGUAUGCAGUGGCAGAAGGCGCACAGCUAGAGAAAACACGACCGGAAAAGAGAGGUAGUACAUCACGUCCGCGACUGAGUACAGAAAAGGUGAAUAUUACAGGACGGUCGAAACGUGGUUCGACCGCCGAACAGGUGAAUUUGUUAAGGCUGCUUAUUUAAGAGUUGCACAUUGAGGCGUUUUUCUACUACUUUUCCUAUUAAUAAUCAAUGUGGUUUAUAACUAUUUCAUUUCUACAAGUCAUUUCUCACUGGCAGCUUAGGUUGAUGUCACGUGGUUCGUCUUUGAGUGAACGAAUGAGUUCCUUCUUGAGAAAGUGAGGAAGUGGAGGCUAGAAAUGAAAUAUUUACACCCGUUCCUCGUGAACUGGGGGUCUCAUCAUCUAACGAGUGUGCGGCCUCGAUUCGGUGCAGGGCAGGCCACUGUAAGGCCUCGAAUGAGUACCGAACAGGUGGCUGUGCGGCCUCGAAUGAGUACCGAGCAGGUGGCUGUGCGGCCUCAAAAAAAGGGUUUCAGCGCGGGUGGAGCAGCGCGGGUGGCGGACCCAGGGACAGAUGACUUUUUCUCAUUCGGCGAGCGAAAAUCUCAAAAACAGGGUUUCAGCGCGGGUGGAGCAGCGCGGGUGGCGGACCCAGGGACAGAUGACGAGCGUUGA
Molecule: messenger RNA, 2811 nt
Organism: Amoebophrya sp. A25
Lineage: Eukaryota; Dinophyceae; Syndiniales; Amoebophryaceae
Source: the annotation of a GenBank genome assembly